AGAAGCCUCAUGGCUACUAUAAAAAGGGAAAACUGUAAGAAGGAAGUUGUUAUAAUUGUUGAUAUUGAAUAAGAAAAUACAUCUUCCACCAUACAUUUGAGUAGAGCAGAGUGCAGGACCGUAUCAUUGGUAUCAGCCAGUGUCCUCGAUCUUGCUCGAUCUUUCUCGUGUAUGCCUCAUGCUGCUUCCAAACGACCAAUGGAGUCGCGCGUCUACAAGCUGGAAACUUUGUUUGAAGAAUUCAAGCAGGAAGUCCAUGAAUUGCGAUCGGAAUCUUGAGCUGCGAAUGAGUUACUCCUGCAACAAAUCCAAUCCUUGUCAGUGAAAGGUAGUGGAUCGAAUGGCGAAUCCUCUGACACAACACGUUCCGAUCCCAAUUUUUGCACUGGGUAUGAACCCUAAUUUUCCACCCACUUUCGAUCGCCCCGAUCCGCAUUCGCAACCUUCAAAUCAAUGUUCCUCAUUUAUCAAAAUAGAUUUUCCCCAUUUUGGUGAUGGUGAUGAACCCCUGUCGUGUAUCUAUAAGCCCGAACACUAUUUCGAUUUCUUCCACAUCGACAAUUCUAAGAAAGUCAAGAUGGUUUCUUUCCAUUUGGAAGGCGAACCCCUUCAGUGGUUCCAAUAGGCGAAUUGUGUAGUCAAUUACCCUACCUGGGAGGAAUUCACAUCAGCUUUGUGUCAAGAGUUCGGAUCAUCAGAAUUCGAAGAUUCAGCAGAAAGUCUGGUCAAAUGGAGACAAUCAAGGACAUUACGGGACUACAUUCUGGAAUUCAGGCGUUUGGAAAAUCGAACAUUUGAUAUCUCUCCUUGCUAAAAUCUUGUUUCAUUGGCGGCCUUAAAGCUGAAUUACGCCAUGAUGUCAAGAUCUUGAAGCCAAUAAACGUUCUUGAAGCCAGGCUUAUGCACAGCAGAUUUAUGCCAAGCUUUUGGAUUUAAAGUGAAUGCCACGAAAGCAGUGUUAAUGAAUACUGGUGACCUUCAAGUGAUGUCUGGAGAAGACAUUUUGUGGCGGAGCUUUGAUCAUCCUUCCGACACAUUGUUGCCCGGCCAGAGGCUUAGCCGGAACAAAAUAACAGGCCAACAAGUGCGUCUGACAUCGUGGGCAACACUAGCUGAUCCAAAACCUGGAAUAUUUAGCGUAGGCAUCGAUCCAAAAGUUCCCAGGCAGCUAAUUACCUGGAAGGGAAAUGCUACAUAUUGGAAAAGUUCUGUUUACUUCAGUAAGGAUGUAAACACAUACUUUAGAAAUCAAAGUGGGGGCUUUUUUUACAUUGCUUACAGUUUUGAUGCUGAUGGUAUUUAUUUUACUUUUGGUGCGUCGGAUAACUCCAUAAAACUGAGGGCCGUUUUGAGUCCAUCAGGCAAGCUUAAUCUGCUGCUCUGGAUUGAUGAAAAUGAGACAUGGAUUGAAGAGUGGGCAGAGCCUACCAAUAAAUGUGACUUUUAUGCUCGAUGCGGUCCAUAUGGUGCCUGUGAUAAAACCGGUGAUCCAUUCUCGUCACAAUGCAAGUGUUUGAAGGGUUUCAGGACCCAAUUUAAGAAACAAUGGGCUAUGGAGGACUGGCCCGGUGGUUGUGUUCGGGAAAAGGCAUUGGUAUGUGAUAAAGGCGAAGUGUUUUCAAUGUUUGAGAAUAUGAAACCAGAUGAUGCUAUAAUUUUUGGAAAUAGGAAUAUGAGUGAAUGUGAAUCUGAAUGCCUUCAGAACUGCUCUUGCACAGCUUAUGCCUAUUCAAAGGUGAUAGAAAAAGGUGGUCUAGGAUGCUUGACAUGGUCUGGUAACUUGACGGAUCUUGUCGAGAAUCAUCGUUUUGGGCAAACCAUGUAUAUUCGUGUUCACCGCUCUGAUCAAGGUGGUAAGGGUCAUAUUCAGCAGCUUGCAAUAGCCAUAGUCUCGGCAAUAGCAGGAUCGCUGACAAUAAUUUUUGGCUAUUUCUUGUAGAAGAAAACUUUGAGAAAUGGAGGGAGCAUCGGAGGAAGUAUGAGUGAGGUUGUAAGAAAUGUUAACGCUGGAGGUGGAAGGAAUGAAACAGAACUACCACUCUUCAGUUUAAGGAGUAUAUUAGCUGCUACAAACAACUUCUCUGAAUCUAAUAAACUCGGAGAGGGAGGAUUUGGCCCUGUUUAUAAGGGGAUUUUGACUGAAAAUGAAGUAGCGAUAAAAAGGCUGUCAAGAAAGUCAGGACAAGGACAUCAGGAGUUCAUGAAUGAGUUGAAGCUUAUUGCCAAGCUGCAACAUACCAAUCUCGUUAGGCUCUUGGGUUGCUGUAUUGAAGAUGAAGAAAUGAUAUUGAUCUACGAGUUCAUGCCCAAUCGAAGUUUGGACAAAUUUUUGUUUGGUUGAUGCUCAUCACUUCUAACAUUAAUUCUUUCA
Messenger RNA from Malus domestica (apple), 2371 nucleotides. RefSeq names its product G-type lectin S-receptor-like serine/threonine-protein kinase At2g19130. Gene Ontology annotation, biological process: recognition of pollen. The record is from RefSeq and is a predicted model, not a curated record. Lineage: Eukaryota; Viridiplantae; Streptophyta; Magnoliopsida; Rosales; Rosaceae.